Molecule: messenger RNA, 1530 nt
Organism: Brenthis ino (lesser marbled fritillary)
Lineage: Eukaryota; Metazoa; Arthropoda; Insecta; Lepidoptera; Nymphalidae
Source: the annotation of a GenBank genome assembly
AUGGUGGCCAAUGUCGGUGCAAUCACCCCGACUAAUGUGGAGGCGACGGCAUAUAUUAGCGCCGUAGCGGCGUUCGCCCUGAUCCUGCUGGUGGUGCUACUGUUCCUCGGAAGGCGCUGGUGCUACUCUGCGGUAUUCGGUCGCAAGUGUUGCGAUAACAUCCUCACUGUAAAUGCUGCUCUCACUUCUCCCGGACUCCCUCUCGACAAUGCUCAAUUUGAUGCUUUGUCGAAACCGAACCAUUACCCUGAACGUAUAUUCACGUUCGAGGCCUCCGACUCUGACGAGGAGCUGCGCUUGCGCAUACAGCAGAAUAAGGAGGAGGUGGAAUGUAGAUACGAGGAGAAAAAUGAAAACCAAAACCACAACCAGGCAAAAGUCGAAGUAGAGGUGAUAGAGAAGGCUCUUCGCGAGACCAGUCUCCGGGAAACGAAGAUAGAUGAGGUGGUGCCACAACGAGCAGAGUACAUACACACGUUGGAGGCUCAGAGCAGUGUGGAGAGUGAUGUCAUCGCGCAUAAUGACACGUCCUUGCUCUGCGGUGAGAGUGGUAGUUCCCAGGAGCGUGGUUCCGUUGAAUUGACUCUAUUGUAUGACGCGCCUGUACGAAGUAUGACGGUUCAUGUCCUCCAAGGGCGUUCCUUACCUCAGAAAGCUCAAGGGCAGGUUCUACAAAGUCAGGUGCGAAUCGUUUUGUUGCCGCUAAAGAAACAAAAGUAUAAGUCGAAGAUUCGAAAUGGAGAGAACCCACAAUAUAUGGAGAGCUUUGUCUUACACAAAAUAAAUCCAGAGGAUGUACACGGCUUAGGGCUUCGCAUCCGGAUAUAUGGUUGCGAACGCAUGCGAAGACAGAGGUUGCUCGGCGAGGCUAACGUCAGCUUUGCAUCACUUAACUUGGAGCUGGAAAAUAAUUUAUGUCUCCAACUGACCCCCCGACAACAUCACCAACCUAGCUUACAGCUCCCAAAAUUGGAUCUCAAUCACUCUAUCACGGGCGUUCUGGCGAGUCCAUCCUCAAUAACCACGGUGACGACGCCUGGCGCGGCGGGCGGAGAGGCUUGUAGCCUCGCGCGAUCCGAUUCCGCCUCGUCCUGCUGUAGCACGAGAUCUGCUCCUGAACUGCUCCUUGGCUUGCAAUAUAACCCUACCACUGGUCAUUUGACUGUUGAGAUCAUAAAAGGCACACACUUUCGUAAGCUAUCUCCGAACAAAGCCCCGGACACGUAUGUAAAAAUAUGCCUCAUAAGCUCGCUUGGAAUGGAAAUGGGUCGCUGUAAGUCUACGACACGACGCGCUCAGUCCAACCCGCUGUACAAGGAGCUCUUUAUAUUUCAGGUGGCGUUGUUCCAACUGAGCGACGUGACUCUCAUGGUGUCCGUGUGGUGGCGACGCAGCGUGAAGCGCAACGAGAUGGUCGGGUGGUUCUCACUUGGACAUAGCUCGUCGGGCCGCGAGGAGGAGCGGCACUGGCGAGAAUUGUGCGAGCGACAGGGCCAGCAGGUACAACGUUGGCACGUGUUGCUGGAGUCC